Messenger RNA from Zingiber officinale, 2007 nucleotides. Its product is annotated as protein Brevis radix-like 1. Lineage: Eukaryota; Viridiplantae; Streptophyta; Magnoliopsida; Zingiberales; Zingiberaceae. The coding region runs from base 692 to 1891 and encodes 399 amino acids. The transcript is spliced from 6 exons. The record is from RefSeq and is a predicted model, not a curated record.
UAGCCAAUAAAUUGAUAGAGGGUCUGCACUCUGCAGCAGGGGAUCCGUUAAGUCUACUUCUCAGCGUCUCUCGCUGUUGCAACUACGUGGUAAGUGACAAGAACACAAAUACUUACAGGCGGGCGUGUUUCGGCAUGAGAUCUAGCUAGCUUUGCAUUGGGCUCUCCAUGGUCGAAAGGAAACAAAGAAGACAUAGUAACAAAAUACUACAGCAAUUUAAUCUAGCAAUCUCAAUCGAUUAUAGAAGGCAUACAAAAAGAUAAUUGUGAUGCGAAGUAAACCCACUGAGCAGGGAACAACGCAGGACGAUCAAGAUAGUAAGCAGUCGGUAUCUUCAUUUACUACUUACUAUCCAUUCCGAGCUGUCUUUCUAUUUCAUGCCGCACUGGCAAGUAAAUGAAGGAAUAACUCUUACUGAAGCUUUACUUACCCAAUGAUAUAUAUGGAUAUAUAUUUUCUUUGUUGCGUUUCGAGAACCGACAGCAUCAUUAAAUUGGGGGAGGCCAGGCCUCUGGGUUGGGCUUUAUUAUAAGACACCGACGACGACGUCGCUUCUUCACCAAUCCUCCUCAGCAGUCGGCAUCAUAUAACUGCUUGAUGAAUAGUGUCACGCCGGAUCUUGCAGGGGUAGUUGUGCGGCUGUAGGAGAGGGCAAAAAGUAAAGCGACGUCGCGCUCAGCGGAGGAGAUCGAUGUUGGCCUGCAUUGCGUGCGCGAAGCAGGACGCUGACGAGGAGGGAGAAGACGGCCCGCGCGCGGCGACCACUCCGAGCAACAAAGAGACCGUGAAAAGCCUCACCUCACAGAUAAAGGACAUGGUCCUAAAGUUUUCCGGAUCAAGCCGUCAGAUCAAAGGAGGCGGAAGCACCUCGUCCUCUUCCUCGUCAUUCAGGAGCAGGAGCUUCCGCCACCGUCAUAGUGGACGGCAGGAGCAUGGCGCCUAUACUUACGAAGACUUGGCGUAUUGCAGCAACCAGUCGCGGGCAGGCCACGCAACUGCGAGGCCAGCGGCGUGGGACUCGACUAAGAGCAUGAAAGAGGAGCAGCGGAGGUGUGGAGGCAAGUGGAGUGGGGGUAUCGAAGAGGAUAUAGUGGUGGAAGACGAUAUUGGCGAACCCAAGGAGUGGAUUGCUCAAGUGGAGCCCGGCGUUCAUAUCACAUUCGUCUCUCUCCCUGGAGAAGCCGGAAACGAACUCAAACGCAUUCGAUUCAGUCAAGAGAUGUUUAAUAAGUGGCAAGCACAGAGAUGGUGGGGGGAGAACUACGACAGGAUCAUGGAGCUUUACAAUGUACGGCGCUAUAACACUCAGGCUCUCCAGACUCCGGCUAGAUCGGACGACGGCAAGAGAGAAUCGACGUGGUCGAGGGUGGGCUCGACAAGGGAGAGCCCCAUCAAUCAGGCGCCAUUCGCUACAGAGCAGCUUACCGCCAGAGACAUGCACAAGCCGCCGCCACCUACGGAUCUAACCGCCUCCCGCAUCCUUCCGCAUCGCCUUCAUUCACCUGCUGCCGCUGCCUCCGCCGCCGAGACUGAGACGGCACCGGGAAGCUCCGGUGCAAAGGAGGAAGCCACCGCUUCGGUGGACGCAUCGAGGACCACCACCUCGUCCAGAGACGAGAGGUCCGUCUCCGUUAGCAACACCAGCGACGUUCUCGAGAUAACGGAAUGGGUGGAGGAAGAUGAGCCCGGCGUCUACAUCACCAUCUGCGAGCAUGCCGAUGGCAUCCGGGAGCUCCGUCGUGUGAGAUUCAGCCGAGACAAGUUUGGGGACGUGGACGCUAAGCUGUGGUGGGAGGCCAACAGAGAGAGAAUCCAAACGCAAUAUCUGCAGGACGUAGAACUCAACGCAUCACAACUCUCCGUACACUCCAAUCGAGUAACAAUGAGUUAGAAAACCCAGGAAAAUGCAUGGCUUAAUUUGUACAUGUGGGAUGUUCGAUCAAUGUCACGACUGAUCAGACUUCUUUUUGUUUCCAGAACUUAAAAUGUUUAUCUGGAUUUUACAAA